GAUAGAUGAAAAGAGAGUCAGCAUUACGUUGCGACAUUGACAGUCUUUUGAGACUACAUAUGUGAGAAUAACAGCUGAGAGAAGGUUGUUGUUUUUUAAGUAGCUGCGUUGUAUUGUUAAAAAAGGAAACUGUCUGCAGAUCUUCUGGGGAAUUUCCAGUUCAUUUUAAGAUUAACCUAUGAAAUAAGAGAACCUGAGUGGAGAAAAUAAUGGAGAAGACAAAAAUAGAGAUGAGGAAGAGGAGGAAGGUUUUUAAUAUGUGCCUGCUGCUGCUGGCUCUGUUCCAAAUCACCGCACCCUCCUCAGCUGAAAACUCCAUCGCCAAUAUCCCCACCACCACCACCACCACCACCACCACUUCAGCACCGAACCCAGCAGCUCUCAGAUACCUCACACACCCAGCGGACCUCAAAGUGGCUGUGGGAGAUCCUGCAGUGUUUAGCUGUGGAGUUCCCAGAGCUUCUCCGACCUUCACCUUCACCUUCUACGGGAGUCACGGCAACUACAGCCUCACAUGCCCCUCUGGCCACGUAGAAGAUAUCCCCCAGGCUCUGUAUGGAAGUUGUGGUUCGAAGAAAGGCGAGUCAUUGGCUGUGUGGACACUCAAGGGAACCUCUUACUCAGACAACGGCACAAGAGUUGUGUGUCAGCAGCCAAACAAUCGUGCUGCACCUGCUGCUGUCCUGCAAGUUUAUGAUGACGGUCGCAGCUACUUCAUUCUCAUUGGCUGUGUCAUUGGGGGCUUCUUCGGCAUCCUGUUGGUGUUUGGUUUGUUGUACUUCAUGCUGCGGAGAUCUGAGACCCUCCAGACGUGGUUCAGGGGAAGUCAACCAGAAGAUGAUAUGAACACAAUAGUAACAAAGGAAUAGAUGAAGCCAUUGCUUUUUCAUGUACAGUAAAGGGACAUUUUUCCUAACCUUUAAGCAAUCUAAGUGUAGUGAAAGCAUGAAUUAUCCCAGGUCUGAAGAUGAUGGUGACAUUUUGGAUCUAGUUUUUCCCCUGAUAACUUCACUUUCUUGUUAUGUCCUCUUAAAUUGGACCUUGCAUGCAUUAUACACAAACACUUUAAACACACACUUUUUUUUUUUAAUAGUUAUGCCAGAUCGCUUUCCACUUGGUGCAAGGUCUGUGCACUGCCUUUACAGUACCUACCAUUUACAUCCUAUUAAAACAUUUUGUAUUGUGCUUAAAGAAUGUGUGUGUAGAGUAAAUAGUCAAACUGUAGAUAUUUGAUGAGCAGUCUUUUCUCCAUGAAUAUUUGUAUUGCACAUUAUUGUUGGAUAAAAUCCACAUUAAUAAACAAAGUAAUCUUAUCUUUCAAUUUAUCUUCCACUGAUAAAAUAGGCAGAAUAAUGAAAUAUUAAGUGUCAAAAUAAGAAACAUGAAAUAUUAAGUGUCUCUGCAUGUUAAGCAGCUUUACGCAGCAGUUUGAAAGUGUUGAGUAUACGUGAGUGAUUGUUUGUAGGCAGGCAAGGUAAAAUAAGGAACAGAGGAAUAGCUGCUCUUUGUGCUGGUACACAUUCUUUACGGCUCUAUUCCAACAAAAUAUGAAAUGUAAAAUUCUUACAGAUGAGGGUCCCAUCUGUCCAGGUUAGUCAGCUGCUCUUUCACAUACUGUCCACUUGAGGGAAGCACUCACUUUACAGAUAACAGAGAGAAAUAAAACAACUGACAUUCAUACCAAACACAAAAAACACAAUUUUCUGUUUUUGUCAGAACUUGUUGCACUUAUUCAAUAAAACUCUAAUGAAGAAAUUGCUUUUCUAUUGAUUUAGGAUUUAGUAAGUUAAUACAACAUGCUGUGACGAUGAGUGUUUUCAUAUAUUUGAAUAUUAAAGUCUUCACGCUUUGUUGUUAUUGUCUUUGC
This is a messenger RNA of Notothenia coriiceps (black rockcod), 1867 nucleotides long. RefSeq lists its product as uncharacterized. The transcript has 6 exons. Bases 210 to 869 code for a protein of 219 amino acids. Lineage: Eukaryota; Metazoa; Chordata; Actinopteri; Perciformes; Nototheniidae. The record is from RefSeq and is a predicted model, not a curated record.